AGCAAAAGCCCAAGGCCCAAAAGGCCAGAACCCCCUCGUCCCCUUCCUCAUCCCGUGUGGUUCCCCUGCCCCGCCGCCCACCCCUCAUCCCCGCGCCAUGCCGCCGCGGAAGCGCCCGGCGCCGCCGCCGGAAGAGGCCCCCCCUGCCUCGAAACCCACACCUGACGCCAUACCUCCCGAACCCACCAAAUCCGCCCCCGAUCCCGCGCCGCCGACCAUCUCGGCCGCGGUCCUCGCCAAACUCCCGAGCAUGGAACGGCAGGUAUACACCCUCAUCUUCGAGGCGGGCAGCAAGGGCAUGUGGAUGCUCGACGUCCGCAAGCAGCUGGCGAUCAGCCCCAAUGUCGCCACCAAGGUCGUGCGCGCCCUCGUUUCGCAUAAGCUCGUCAAGGAAGUCAGCGACGUGCGCCACCGCAGCAGGAAGAUCUUCAUGGCCACCGACUUCCAGCCCUCCGACGAGAUCACCGGGGGCACCUGGUACCACGACGGCCGGCUCGACACCGACGCCGUGUCCGCCGUGCGCCGCCGCUGCCAAGCGCAGGUCGAGAAGCUCGGCGCAGCAACCGCGCAGAUGAUCCACCACGGCAUUCUGAGGGACGACCCCAGGGCCGGGUACACCAUCGACAAGAUCAGGGAUAUCCUGAAGACCAUGGUGCUCGACAAGGUGCUCGAGGAGGUCAAGAGCACAGGCGAGGGGGAGUUCACGGCCGUCAGGAGCGGCACGAUGUGCUACCGGUUGGCUGGGCCUGCGCAGGGAGGGAUGAUGGAGGGGAUCCCGUGCGGGGUUUGCCCCAGGAUCGAUGAGUGCUCGCCGGACGGGGUCAUUUCGCCGAGCACAUGCGUCUACUACAAGAAGUGGUUGCAAAUGGACUUCUAGGCAGUGACCGUUGGUGGAUCCCACCUAGAUGUACCAUUCAGAUUGGCUUUAGACGGGCUUUUGGGUUUUAUUAUUGUGCCAAAUGUUUUAGUUGCUGUGGUUUAGUGCCAAAUUUGUGGAAUUGGGUUGGCCAGGUGCUUUUGUAUGUUCUGCAGAUAUUUAUGCUAAUGUAAAGCCUUCUGUUAGUUGUGUGACUGGAGUUUUCUUGAUAGACUUGGGGAGGAGAAAAAUCUUGCUUUGGCCAAUAAGGCAAUAAUAUGGGGCCAAUUUAUUGAUUCCUGAGUAGAAUGGUUUCAUUACCUCAUUUGUAUUAUACUUGACUUUCGAGACAUUUUCUGUGUCUUACAGGGUUUCAGCUGUUUUGUAUUCUGAUCUCCGCAUUAUUGUACUUGAGCUUUAGCUCUGUCUGUCAGUCUUAUGUACUUCUGCAUGAUUUCCAUGUUAUAUUUGUGCUCAGGCUA
Panicum hallii is the source of this 1338-nucleotide messenger RNA. Its product is annotated as DNA-directed RNA polymerase III subunit RPC6-like. The record is from RefSeq and is a predicted model, not a curated record. The transcript is spliced from 2 exons. Gene Ontology annotation, biological process: transcription by RNA polymerase III. Lineage: Eukaryota; Viridiplantae; Streptophyta; Magnoliopsida; Poales; Poaceae. Bases 98 to 877 code for a protein of 259 amino acids. Gene Ontology annotation, cellular component: RNA polymerase III complex.